GUUUAUUCAAGAUAGUUUCACUCUGACAGUGGGCUGUCAAGACACAACUCAUUUUGGUAAGGAAGUGAAAAAAAGAAACAAACAUGUACCUCAGGCAACAGGUGAAUUGAUGCGUGUGUGUGUGUGUGUGCCCGUGCAGUAGUUUUGACAACAGAGAGCAAACGCACAUCGAAAGUGUUCUCUACACAAAAGACAAGAGGCUUUGCCUGCUUUCUACGUCAAAGUAUGCCUCGAAAUUCAACAAUUCAAUUCAAUAACUCUUAGCUGCCUGAUAUUUGUUUUUAUUUCCUUCCUAUGCAAACAUAAAAUAACUUUGGGUGAGUGUAAUCGCAGGCAUGUCGCAUGACAUGACACCACUAUGGUGCAUUUCUCACUUCUUCAAGCGUUACAGGAAGUGGGGCAGAGUCACCAAAAUCAGGAAACUAAGGGCUGCUAAAAAUACAGCUAAGCAAAGACCUAGAGCUGGUGAAAGCUAAAAUCGUCUCAGUUGAAGAGGAAAGGAGCUUAAGUAAACUUGAGAAACCAAAAGGAAAUAUUUGGGAUGCUCCUUGUGUGGUGAUUUUGUGCACAUUUGAGGCCAUGGAAGAACCUGUCUCAAGUACUGAAUCAGCAAAUUCUGAACUACUCUCACCUCAUGAGCUGUUGAUUCUGCACACGGCUGAUGCACACGAAUGGGCAACAUAUUUGCAGCAGAUCUUGAAAAGCUCUCGCAAAUUCCGUAAAAGGUCUAUUUUGCUUUAUGCAGUCGGGCCGGCUGAUCAGCUCCAUGGAUAUAACUUUGAAUAUUUCCAAAGCUGUAAAAGCAUUGUGCUGCUCCUCACAGGAGCAUUGCUGGACAUGCUCUAUGACCCUGAACUUCGGGGAGCGCUUCAGAAUCUCCUGUACCCUCCACACAGAGUGGUGGUACUGCUGUGUGGCGUGUCAGAGGACGACAUACUGACAGAGAUGUUCGAAGACUGGCCGAGUUGGAGAAAACUCUCUGCUGAGGAUGAGCCUGCUGUCUACAUUUCCACCAUUUUGGAGUCCAUUACUGACAGUGGACGAGUGAGGGCUCAGAGCGAACAGCAGUGCUGGCCUGCAGCAUACAUGAGCGAACAUGAAAGCGAAGCUGCACCUGAAGCAGCCGUAGAGUUGCACAGCGCAGUAGCCUCUUUAACUGAAAAUCCCACCUCUGAUGAAAAAGAGGAAGAGCCAGGAGAGCAAACAGAAACAGUCCUGAACAAUGAAGAACCGGUGAGCACGGGGAAUUCAACUGGCGAGGAAAUGAGUACACCCACGCACCUGACCUGUCUCACUGUUCAACCAAACAGAGUUCUGUGUGGGAAAUGCGAGACACUUUUUAUCAUUUUCACGCAUAAAAUAGAUGAUCAGUCCGUACCAGAGGUGGAGUUUUCAACUGAAAAUGUAGCUGCAAAAAAGGUUCCAGGCACUGUGGAGAAUGAAUACACUAUAAGUGUGACUGCACCUGAUAUGCCUGCUGGAGUGGUAUCACUCACCAUGUACACCGACCAAUCUUGUGUCAGCUUGAGACCUGUUACUUACUAUACCAGUAUGGGAGAAGUCAGUCGGUAUCUUGAAAAGGCCACUGAUCCUGUAAACUUCAUCUGCCAGGCUUUCAACUUUACAUCCAAUGCAACAGAAUCACUGGACAACAUGUUAUCUGACUCAUUAAAAUCCAGGAUGCCUGCAACUAGUCUUCAGCUGUUUGGAAUCAGACAAAUUGAAGAGGACAACAUGGCAGCAUAUCAGCGUACUGAGGAGCUUCCCACCCUACUCCAUUUUGCCGCAAAGUAUGGUUUGAAGAAGCUGACCAACGCUCUCCUUCAGUGUCCGGGGGCUCUGCAGGCUUACAGCGUGAUGAACAAGGAUGGAGACUAUCCAAACACGCUGGCAGAGAAAAAUGGCUUCUUUGAUCUCAGACAGUUUAUGGAUGUAUUUGUUGAGACAGCAGACAUUAUCAACCUGCAGAAUGGAGAACUGGACACGGCAGAGGUGUACGAGUCGAUGUCAACUACCCCUCAAGAUAUCAUGAUGAAGUACUCUGGUUGUUCGGAGGACAUAUAUGAGUCAAUGCUGGGGAUCGACCCUGACUGUGCAGAGGACCUCUAUGAGGUAAUGACUGGGGUAGAUGAGAACCCUGAGGAAGCUAUGCUUAGGAAGUUCUUCCAAGCAAAACCACAUGAUGGCAUAAUGCAGGACAAUAACACGGAACUUCAAAGUGAAGAAGCAGAAAAAGAAGAUCACAAUGACUUUGAUCAAAAUGAAGAAGAGGAAGAUCCAUACAACCUCUUCCCAGAGGAUAUCUAUGAUACUGUGGAUGUAAACAGUACCUAUAACUCAGUAGUCCUGAACCGUCCACCAGCCCCUAUACCCAGACCUGAGUCGGAGUCUGAGCCUGAAAAGCCUGUGAUUUUAAGAGUAUUUUCAGAAAAAGAUACAUCUAGCAAAAGUACAACGAUGGAAAUGGCAUAUCCAGCAGGUCAGCCCAUGCCACAAGCCUCCUCUCCUACAUAUGACCCCUAUGCUGGGAUGAAGACACCUGGACAGAGACAACUCAUAUCUCUGCAGGAGAGGGUGAAAGUGGGCGAAAUUACAGUGGAUGAGGCUGUCCAAGAGUUCAAAGCCUGGCAGUUUGACCACGAGAGGAGGUCCAACUCCAUCCGCUAUCAGCAGGAAAAUCUGAAGCGACUGCGAGACAGCAUCACCAGACGUCACAAAGAGAGAAAGAAGACAGGAAAGGAGCUCGAUUAUGAGAUAAGUGCUCCGCUGCAGAGGAACUCAUUCUGGGGCGCGAGCAUGACGUUAGAGUGUUCUGUGUAUGAACCAGCACCCAGAGUGGUGGGUCCUCCUCCUCCUCCUCCUCCAGUGGUUCAGGCUAUCCAGAGAGGCGGCUGGAAGACGGGUAGCACGUCCAGCACGUCCAGUACUGAGAGCAACAGACUCAGCACUCACAGCACCUUUAGCUACAGUAGUGGGACAGAGCCUGACCUUGAGGACUCGAUUGAAAAUCUUCCUCCUCCACCACCACGACCUCCACGGCCUUCUAAUGCUGCAGCCUUCAGUUCUCCGCCUGCUAUUCUUCCACGGGAUCCACGAAAGUCAAAGAUGCAGAAUGAGCGCUACAUAUCCUGCCCGACUCAGACACGUCCUCAAAAACCUUCUCAGAGACACACAAACACAGCACCUCCCAUCCCUCGCCGCCUGCGGUGAUCAACACAUCUGCUUGUGCUGGGUCUCUAAAACUAUUGGUUAUUUUUAAUAAGAAAAUAAGAAUCCAGCAGAAUCCAGCAUGCAGAUUUAAUUUUAUUCGUUUUUGUUGUUUAAUAUUAUAUAUCAUUGUUCUUAACAGAGUAAUUUAGUUCCCUUUAUAUUCCUUUGUGUAUGCAGGUGACUAUGUCUGUAAUAUUCAAUGUACAGUGUACCUCUUACUCCUCUACACAUUUCUGACAGCUUUAAGAUUGUUAAUACAAACAUAUGUUCAGUAUGGAUUAAAUAUUGUUAUUGCUACUUUUUUUUCUUACGGUCUCCACCACUGAAGAUAAUUAAACACACUUAUUUCUCUAA
Messenger RNA from Scatophagus argus, 3564 nucleotides. RefSeq names its product phosphoinositide-3-kinase adaptor protein 1 (gene pik3ap1). The record is from RefSeq and is a predicted model, not a curated record. The coding region runs from base 580 to 3210 and encodes 876 amino acids. Lineage: Eukaryota; Metazoa; Chordata; Actinopteri; Scatophagidae. Gene Ontology annotation, molecular function: phosphatidylinositol 3-kinase regulatory subunit binding; signaling receptor binding. Gene Ontology annotation, cellular component: cytosol. The transcript is spliced from 17 exons.